GGAAAUGAAUAUUAUCCCAAGUUGCAAAAAUAUGUCUGCGCCUGAAAAGGAAUCUACUUCUAUGUGUAAUGUUCUGUACAGAUGCCCACUAACAGGAGAGAUAGUACGGAAAGAGGAGGAAAAAUCACACAUUAGAAAAGCCAUAGAGAUGCUGUCGCACACUGAUCUAAUUUCUGCAUCCAUUAUGAAGAUUUACACGCUUAAUAAGGAUCAAGUCAAAGUGAAAGUGGGAGUUGAGACAAUAACAAAGUAGGUGAAC
This is a messenger RNA of Nanorana parkeri, 259 nucleotides long. Its product is annotated as UBX domain-containing protein 6-like. The record is from RefSeq and is a predicted model, not a curated record. The transcript is spliced from 3 exons. The coding region runs from base 5 to 253 and encodes 82 amino acids. Gene Ontology annotation, cellular component: cytoplasm. Lineage: Eukaryota; Metazoa; Chordata; Amphibia; Anura; Dicroglossidae.